AUGGCCCUCCGCAGCGCAUCUUGCAGACUUCUGGACGUUCUUGCACUGGAAUGCCUUAUGUCCAAUCUCCUGACAAUUGUAACAUUGCAUCGGUCGUGGGCGAUAUUCAAAGGUGCUAGUCACGCCGGAUUCUCCCCCGGCGUGGAAGAACCCGUCGGCCAGGAGCCUCCGUGCAUCAGUGCCUCUGGUUAUGUAAACAACCAUCGACCCGUAGGCCUUUGCGCUUUCCUUUCUGCUGAGCCACGCAAUCUUAGCAACGGUGACUUCGUUCUCCUCGCUGAAGGCCGCUGUGGCUCCAGCUCGGAUCUCAUCUUUUUCGUCCAAAACUACAGCCUUGUUGACGCUAUCGACUUUGAUCGGGUACAGCUCGUCAUGUACCACCCGGGCUUCUUCACUGAUCUUCGCUUCUGCCACUUUCUUGACCAGCUGGUAUAUUCGAGGGGAUGGGGCACGCGACUAUUUCCUACCAUUCCCAUUGAUCAAGCAGAAGACCAAGGAGGCAAGACAGAACAAAGCCGCUAG
Messenger RNA from Penicillium samsonianum, 522 nucleotides. RefSeq lists its product as uncharacterized. The transcript has a single exon. Lineage: Eukaryota; Fungi; Ascomycota; Eurotiomycetes; Eurotiales; Aspergillaceae. The record is from RefSeq and is a predicted model, not a curated record. Bases 1 to 522 code for a protein of 173 amino acids.